GUAAAUAUCGAUUUAUUUCUGUGUCCCUUUAAAAAAAGGGAUCAAAUCGUGAAGGAGCGUUCGCAGGCCAUCGGCAUCAGAGAGAGAGAGAGAGGUUAGAUCUCGCGCGGCGUUGGCUCUUCGGUUUGUGACUGAAAGAAAAAGGAAGGAUGGGGGUAUCAUUCGGGAAGCUGUUCAGCAGGCUAUUCGCAAAGAAAGAGAUGCGUAUUCUCAUGGUUGGUCUCGAUGCUGCUGGUAAGACCACCAUCCUCUACAAGCUCAAACUUGGUGAGAUCGUCACUACCAUUCCCACCAUUGGUUUCAAUGUUGAGACUGUGGAAUACAAGAACAUUAGCUUUACUGUCUGGGAUGUCGGGGGUCAGGACAAGAUUCGUCCAUUGUGGAGGCACUACUUCCAGAACACGCAGGGACUUAUCUUUGUUGUUGACAGCAACGAUCGUGACCGUGUUGUUGAAGCCAGGGACGAGCUUCACAGGAUGCUCAACGAGGAUGAAUUGAGGGAUGCAGUUCUGCUUGUUUUUGCUAACAAGCAAGAUCUUCCCAACGCAAUGAACGCUGCUGAGAUCACUGACAAGCUUGGCCUUCACUCUCUCCGCCAGCGACACUGGUACAUUCAGAGCACAUGUGCCACCUCUGGAGAAGGACUCUACGAGGGACUUGACUGGCUCUCCAACAACAUUGCAAACAAGGCGUAGAAAGCCGGUAGCAGGACUCAAUCUUUGCUUGUUUUGUUUUAUACACCACUGUUGAGGGGUCUGUUUCUCUAGCUCUACAAAACGAAACCGAGUUUUUGUUAUGUCAUACAUUCUUCUUCUGUAUGUUGUUCUUCAACAAUUAGUACUUUCCUUCAAUAAAUCAUAAGUUCUUUUUUGCUUUUCGAGUUUUUGUUAUGUCAUACAUUCUUCUUCUGUAUGUUGUUCUUCAACAAUUAGUACUUUCCUUCAAUAAAUCAUAAGUUCUUUCU
Molecule: messenger RNA, 964 nt
Organism: Raphanus sativus (radish)
Lineage: Eukaryota; Viridiplantae; Streptophyta; Magnoliopsida; Brassicales; Brassicaceae
Product: ADP-ribosylation factor 1
Exons: 7
Coding region: 150-695 (181 amino acids)
Biological process (GO): vesicle-mediated transport; intracellular protein transport
Cellular component (GO): cytoplasm
Molecular function (GO): GTPase activity; GTP binding
Source: RefSeq, a predicted model, not a curated record